AUGGAUGCUUAUGAUGGUGCAGUCAGUGAUGUGAAAAGGUUCUCCAAAGAAGAGAAGAAAGCAGGCAGACCAUCCUCCACCGACUAUGAGCACAAGGAGUUGAGGAAGUACGAGGGUCUCUCAGCCGGCCAGCAGUCAGAGGGUGAACGGGGUGGGGACCCCAGCCCAGUGCUUCCUGUCAGCAGACGGCCCCGGCACGAGAGGAGGAAGAGUAGACCAUCCUCUGCUUGUGUCGGGCACAGGGAGGUGCAGCAGCCCAGUGUCCCUGCAGAGGGACAGAGAACAGAGGCUGGCAGAGACAGAGGGGAGAUGAUACCCAAGUAUGGCCAGGGGGAGAUGAUACCCAGCGGCAGGGAACCAGGGAAUGAGGAGGGAAGGUCCAUGACUCCUAUGGAGAUGGGCCACCCACAUCAAACACCAGGAGGGCUUUACUUGGAUCCUGAGACGAGAGGCUGGGAUUAUUUGGCUGGUUCAAGGAGAUCUCUGCAUGGUUCUUUAUAUAACGUACUGGAGAAAGAAAAGAUUGUUGAACAGUCAGUAGAUGACGAACAGCGUUCAGAGGUGAAAAGCGGAGUAACAGGAGAUGGGGAACAUUCCGCCCAGAAUUCCCCCAGGAUAAUGAAGAGCCAUCCCAAAGAUACUCGCCACUCGGUUUUAGAGGUGAAGAAACCACGGUCUUCGGCAAUCCCCAAGAAUCCACAAAGGGCAGCCGAUGGGCCUGCAGUGAACCAGGAAGGCACAACAGCAGACUCCAAACCCCACAGAGGCAGAAGGAGCCACUCCUCUGACCGGGUACACAGCCGUAGUCCAGAGCUUUCAAAGCUUAGGCUGCCAUCAUCAGGGGAGGAUAAGUCGGAUUCCCAACGUGUGGGAAAGGAGGAAAGUGUGGAUUUACCAAGGAGGACGAGACGGACACUCGAGGAUAUGAUUAAGAUGUCUGCAAAGGCCACAAAACCGCGUGAAACAGUCGCCCUUUCCAGGCUGGAGGUGGCGCAGGAGAAACGUCACGUGCACAAGACAGACAGGGUGAAGCACUGCUGCAUAACUCCCAUCACAAAGGAAAAGGACACUGAUGCCCUUGUGCAGGAGAGAGGCCAGUUUUGCACACCUGAAGACAAAGACCACUAUGGCACCUACGAGGACAGAGGCUCCAGCAAUGACGAGCUCGAUGUGGGCAGCAGAAACAAUGAGCUGGAGUUCUACAAAGAUGCAAUACCACCGUCACCCAGCAAGGACCGUACAGGUGAUCCACAAAGCAUGUCGUUGUCCUCGCAGUCAGAGGCGACCCCUGCCAGCGAGAAGAUCCUGGAACCAAAGUCCGGCCUUUUGAGCUGCGAACUGGAGUCAACAGAUGACACGGACAGUUCCCAGUCCACCUGCCCACCUGCUCAAGAUGAUCAAACGCCACCACGAUUCUCAUUUCUGGAGCCGGUGACCACCCUGGACAGUUGUGCCCAGAAAAGUCGCAUCCAGCUCAGCAGGAAGACGAUUCGUCGGGCGCCAACAAAGCACAGGAAGGGGGGCGUGGGGGACUACUGCGAUGGCACAGACCCAUUUCUAGAAACAAGUCUGGAAGCCAGCAUGUACGAAGACUCAACGGAACCCAGGACAUUUGACCUUGAAGAAUUGACCACACAGGAGAUCAAAGCAUGCGAGAAACCUCCAGUGUUACAGUGUCAAAGAGUUGCAAUGUUUCCUGGGAUGGAUCCUGCGGUACUAAAGGCCGGUCUGCGGAAAACUCGACCAGCGGGUGAAGAUGUGGAUGAAUCGAAUUCCAAAACUUGCAAGCUUCGUUCCCAGCAAAGUUUCAGAGUUCUGCCGCCAACAAACGGCAAAGGGGAAGGAUCCGAAGUAGCGGUUCCUUCAUGGUUGCAGGAGCUAAAAUCAAAGAAAAGAUUGAGUCAGCUUCAUUCUCCUUCAGACCAAUGAAUGAAUAAUCCAAACAGAACAAUGAGUCCGAUACAAGCCUUAACUGUCCACCAUCUUUAGAAGAAACAAACCUUGUGCUGCUCCUGUUGCUUCCUGCCUCGCUGCCUGCAUGGUGCCUUCCCAUAGUACUUUGUGAAUAAGGCUGCUUAAAGUUCAUACAUGAAUCCGAAUAAUGCUCUAUUUUGUCAGAUACUAGGGUUCAUUGCCUGGAACUCUUCAGAAAUGUCACUUUAAAACAAAUGAUAAAUAAAGACCAAUCUAAUGACUGUGAUGAGCUUGGUUGCUCUCCACAGUGCUGUGGUAAUGCCAGGGGUUGUAUCUGUGGAAGUCUGAAUGGAAGAGGAGGUGAUCCAGGACAUUCUGUUGCAUGUGGUCACUCUCGCCAGUUUACACAGACAACUGUUCCAGAAAAUUCUUGAAUAGUGCUCUAAUGCAAAAAGCAGAUGAGCCAAACUUAAUGGGAUUCACCGCCACCUGACCAGGACCUUCUUACAUGGUUUUUGCUGUUUGAGGACCACUGAAGCUUUGGUGCUAGUGUUAACGAGACAAAAAAAAGUUCUAAAAAUCAAUUCCUUUUUUAAACUUGUCAGCAUCACCUUUCUUAAUGAUGCAAUUUCACAAUAAUCUGGUGGGCUACCUUUACCAUGUGUUAAUAUAUCACUCGUACCCAUUGGGUAUCCUGUAUGUAGCAUUACAUUUGCGUUUUGGGGAAUUAAGUAUUAAACCAACAAUCGCCAUCCCCUCCCACCAAGGAAUUGAUUUUUACCACUUUGGUUUUUAUUCACUCCCUCUGAACUCUUGUAACGAAGAUCUCGACAGUGUGUGUGUUUUCUGUUUUUAUAACAUGUAAACAGAUGAUGAAAAUGUUUAUCACCAUGACAGGAAUGGAAGUGUGACUGACUCGUUACGUCAGGCUGUCUGGUUAGCUGUAGAACAAUUUUUACAAGAUUCUUAUGUCCUUGGCAAAAAUCGAUUUUUGCCUGAUUUAAGCACUCACCAAUGUUCAUCAAUUUCUGAAAUAUCUGCCAACCUGCCAGGUAGGCAAAUGCCUUGUUCAAGAAUUGAGCUUCUGUUCAAUAUAUAGUGAAUUAUUACUUAUUUUUAUUAUUCCUUCAGAUGCAGGAAGAAAAGCAAUAACCUGUUAAAACAGUAACUGUGCAAAACGCAAUGUAAAUAUUUGUUGGUUUUGUGUUGCCUUUGUAAAUGAGUAGUAAAAGUGGGGCAAGAAAGUGAAUGGCUUGACACUCAACAGUGUGGCUAAUAGCCCCUUGCCCCGCGCUUCCCGCAGUAAACAGCAAAUACCUUCAAGGCAUUAGGUUAAUAUCUAGGUACCAGGGAUACCAGGUAAUGACUGAAAAAUGUCACCAGUCUUCAUUGGAAAAAUAGUGCUGCAGACCAUACAAACUUCAACCUUUGCCUCCCUACUCGUGGCAUAUAAUUGCAUACAUUUUUCUCUUCUUUGGAAAGAUAAAGAAAAUAUAAAAUUUAAGAUUAACGCAAGUAGUGCUAGAAUGAUCAAAGGUGUUAUUAAUGAGUCUGGGGAUACCAUUGCAAUGCAAUCAUAGCCAACAGAGGGGGGAGGAUGAGAAUGUGCCCUGGGUGCAGAUGCAAAUGCUGUCUUUGUCCACUGCCUUUUCUUUCCCUGUGGGUUUGCAACAUGCCACGGCAUUUAUUGGAUUGUACAGUUAAAUACAUAUUUAACAGGUAUGAGGGAUUCCCUUUUGUUCAUUUCAUAGUUAGACAUUUCAAGGAACUUGCCAUUGUAUGUGAGGAAUAAAAUCUUUGGUAAGAAGAAAGUAGUUGUUCCAGUGUGGAAGGGGCACCAGACUACUGGAAUAUGCUUCCAGUUGACCAAGGCAAACUUUAAGUUAGCUUUCACCGUAACUGGUUCUGAGCUCCCAUGGGUCUUGUACCAAGUGUUUACAUUCCCACUCUUCUCAAAGGACUCUCUGGUUUACUCCUUUAUCAUGUCUAUGAUUGAGAUCUGGGUUUUGUUUCUCAAUGUUCAGAGAAUGCACUGAAAUGAGACUGAACUCCUAAGAGGAAGUCUGGAUGUUGUAUAUUUUUUAUGGUGAAACAUUCAGAAUAAAGUUUUACAGACUGUGAAUUGCUGUGAUUUUAACAUUUAGUUUCUAUAACUUUUUAUACACAUUCUAGUCCUUUGAAAGGAGCAAACCAGGAGAUGAAAUCUAACAAAUAAGGAAGGCUAACUUGGUACAUUUUCUGAUCCUUAGCAAUCUGACUAGAUAUAGAAAAUCAUGAUUUCUAUUUUUACCACUCAAUAGAGGCCCUGACGUCUUUUGGUUAAAAGGGAACCUUAAAAACAAAUGAUGUCAUUGUCACAUUGCAGUUAUCAAUCCUUAUCCAACAAAUUCCAUUGAAUUGAAGGCACAUUGGUUUGAAAUGUUGCCUCAUGUUCCCAAGAUCUAUAGUGAUAACUAGACAUGCAUGUGUUCCUUCCUGUUUAAAUUAUUAUGCUUUUAAUGUUGUUUCUUUUCAAAGUGAUUUGAAUGCAACACAAAUUGAUUUACCGAGACCCAGCACAGAAACUGUCUAUUUAUUCUAAGCUGCAAAGAUUUACACAUAAUUGGAAGCAUUUCCAGUAGAGUUUUAAUUUCCAGCAAUUCCUUUCUAGAUUGACCUUCAACUAAUCACUGCAAGACUCGGCAGUCUCUCUAAGCCUUUAUUCUGAAUGUACGUUCUGAGAAUUAUAACAAAGUAUAUGGUAUUUUGUAUUUUGAAAGAAUGAUCAUGGUGAAUGCGAUAUUUGUAAUUACUAAAGUUUCUUUUUUAUGUAUUUUAGUUUUACAAUCUGAUCAAUUCAUGGUGUAUAAAUGAGUCCUUUGUUAUGUUUAAGAA
Molecule: messenger RNA, 4788 nt
Organism: Leucoraja erinaceus (little skate)
Lineage: Eukaryota; Metazoa; Chordata; Chondrichthyes; Rajiformes; Rajidae
Exons: 9
Coding region: 1-1929 (642 amino acids)
Biological process (GO): cellular response to ionizing radiation; double-strand break repair
Cellular component (GO): heterochromatin; nucleus
Source: RefSeq, a predicted model, not a curated record